Messenger RNA from Dioscorea cayenensis subsp. rotundata (Guinea yam), 1359 nucleotides. RefSeq names its product cytochrome P450 71AU50-like. Lineage: Eukaryota; Viridiplantae; Streptophyta; Magnoliopsida; Dioscoreales; Dioscoreaceae. The transcript has 3 exons. The coding region runs from base 1 to 1359 and encodes 452 amino acids. Gene Ontology annotation, molecular function: oxidoreductase activity, acting on paired donors, with incorporation or reduction of molecular oxygen; monooxygenase activity; iron ion binding. The record is from RefSeq and is a predicted model, not a curated record.
AUGAACGGAGAAACCCUAAGGCUACCUCCAGGCCCUAAACCCCUUCCCAUCAUCGGCAACCUUUACCUAGUAAGGUCUCUCCCCAACCGAAGCCUCCACCGUCUUUCCCAAACCUACGGCCCAGUCAUGUACCUCAAACUCGGUGUUGUUCCCACCGUUGUCAUCUCUUCACCGGAGCUGGCCGAGCUUGUCCUUAAAACCCAUGAUCUUCACUUCUCCAACCGUGUGCCAUCUCAUUUUGGCCGGCUUUUCGGCAGUAAAGGCUUCGCCUUCAUUGACUAUGGCUCGUACUGGCGCGCUGCAAGGAAGCUUGCCGUCUCUCAAGUGUUGAGUGCCGGCAAGGUCAUGUCUUUUUCUUCUAUCAUGGAAGAAGAGCUCUUACUUUUCAUUAAGAAUCUCAAAGACUUCAUUUCUGAUGAUGCUACUACUGAUCACUUUGUUUCUGUCAAGAACAAGGUGGCUUCUCUCACUGGCAACACUUUGUGCAAGAUAACACUAGGGAGGAGAUGCAUGAAUGAGAAGAUUAAUGGUACUGGCUUAAGCUUUGGUGAUCUCUGCGGUGAGAUCAUUAAGCUUUUGAGCCACCACAACAUCUAUGAUCACCUGCCAAUUUUCAAUUGGCUUGAUGUUCAUGGAGUUUGCCGCCGUGGCAAGGUGGUGCUCCGGCUGGUUCGUGGUUUCAUAGACCUGAUCAUCGAUGAACAUGUUGCUAAAAGAGAAAGUAAUGAAAAAUCUAACAGCAGUGAUUUCAUUGACUUCUUGUUAUCUGUAAUGCAUGAUAAGAAACAAGAGUGGAUGGCUGGGUUUGAUUUUGAUCGAAGUCAUAUUAUUUCUAUUGUUUUGGACACCAUAAUUGGAGCAACAGACACAUUGCCGAGUAGUUUUGAGUGGGUGUUUGUGGAGGUUGUUAGGAACCAGGCGGUGAUGGAGAAGCUGAAGAGAGAACUAAAGAAAGUGAUCGGCAAUGAUCGGGAGAGAAUGAUUAAAGUCUCCGACUUGCCGGAGUUGAAGUACUUGGCCAUGGUUGUGAAAGGAGAGCUUGAGGUUGCAUCCCGGGACUGUAAAGUUUGGGAGAAUGCUGAAGAGUUUAUACCAGAGAGGUUUGAGGAUGAUCAUGAGGUUGAUGUGAGGGGAAGUGACUUCAGGGUUCUUCCAUUUGGGUCUGGUAGGAGGGCUUGUCCUGGGAUGAACUUUUCUCUGACUAUGAUUUCUCUUGUUUUGGCCAACUUAAUUCAUUCUUUUGAUUGGCAGCUUCCAGAUGGGAUUUCACCUUCUCAGAUUGACAUGCAAGAGAAAUAUGAUGGCCUUGUCAUAGCUCUUGUUACUCCUCUCCUUCUCAAACCAACACCCAAGCCUUGA